This is a messenger RNA of Syzygium oleosum, 534 nucleotides long. Its product is annotated as replication protein A 70 kDa DNA-binding subunit B-like. The record is from RefSeq and is a predicted model, not a curated record. Gene Ontology annotation, biological process: DNA replication. Gene Ontology annotation, cellular component: nucleus. Gene Ontology annotation, molecular function: DNA binding. The transcript is spliced from 3 exons. Lineage: Eukaryota; Viridiplantae; Streptophyta; Magnoliopsida; Myrtales; Myrtaceae. The coding region runs from base 1 to 534 and encodes 177 amino acids.
AUGUUACCUGGCCACACUCCUUCGGGAGUUCGACAUCCAAUCGCAGUCGAUGGGGAUCUAUUCUUCAGGUUCAUAGCUAAUGAUGGAAAGAUGAAGUUAAAAGGGAUUCUGCCUUCGAACGUGGAAUCUGAGAUUCUUUCCGGGAGCAUUCAGAAUCUGGGUCUUAUCCGAAUACUUCAUUACACCCUCAACGACAUUCCGAGCAAGUCGGACAAGUAUCUGGUCGUCAACAAGUGUGAAGCAGUUUCUCCAGCACUUGAGAUGGAAAUCAAGAGUGAUGCGGGUGAUCUGGACUGUGGCAUCCUUUUAAAGCCUAAGCAAGAAGAUGAAACUAAUUCUGAGGUCACGGUUGAGGAGAGUGGGAAUCUUUGGAAGCCAAAGCAAGAAGUUGAAGUCGGAAAUCAAGGGAAAACCGGACCUGGAAAACUUUUAAAGCCAAAGCAAGAGAUGGUUGCAAAGUCGGCUGCCCAAAUUGUUCACGAACAGCACAGGAAGCGAGUUUCUGUUUUUUGUCUUCUCAUUUUAACUUGCUGA